GUGCCAUAUUGGAAUGAGGCGGUGAGCGGAGCGCCGGCGAGCCUUGCCCGAGCCCCGGCAGCGGCGCAGGGCUGGAAAAACUCCCCCUAGGGGAUGAAAGACUGAGGAGAUGGAUUCUUGAAGUUUUAAUGAAACAUUCUGCUGUGCUGGAGAGGCUUUUUUGCUUCAACACAAAGCUUGAAGAAGCAGACACUGGGAUGCUGAUGAGAUCAAGACAGUGACUGGGUUGAGUUUUUCUACUUUCUGUUCCCAAGGCGUGUUACCAGAUUGCUGUGGAAAUGAAUGGAGAACAGCAGCAUGAGACAGAUGCAGGAUCUGUUGUGGAAGAAGCAGAGUUCAGUUGGGAUGACUAUUUGGAAGAUACAGGAGCAACAGCAGCACCUCACAGCUCUUUUAGACAUGUGGAUACUAGCCCACAAAAUGGCUUCAUACCAGGCAUGAAAUUGGAGGUUGCUAUCAAACCAGGCCCUGAUACUUAUUGGGUUGCCACAAUCAUUACCACUUGUGGGCAGUUACUACUUUUGCGCUAUGAUGGUUAUGGAGAAGACCGCAAGGCUGAUUUUUGGUGUGAUAUCAUGACAGCUGAUUUGCAUCCGCUUGGCUGGUGUGAGCAGAACAAGAAGAUCCUCAAAGUGCCUGAAGGUAUUAAGGAUAAAAUUCCCAAUCAGAUAGAAUUCCUUCAGCAAAUUCUGAAAGGAUCAUGCAGCCCUCCUGCCAGUCUUCUAGAAGGGCUCCAUCGAGGAAAAAAUUCUUUGGAUCUUAUUGCACCAGGAUCACGACUUGAAUGUCAGCACUUAAAAGACUAUCUAGGAGCUUGGAUAGUCAUUGUUCUGGAAAACAUUGGUGGAAGACUCAGGCUGCGCUAUGAAGGACUUGGAGAUGUAGAACAAUAUGACUUAUGGAUGUUCUAUUUAGAUCCCUUUCUUCAUCCAAUGGGUUGGGCAUCUCAACAAGGGUACAUCCUUGAACCACCUUUAGCUAUUAAGUAUUUGAAGACUGAGACAGAAUGGCAAGAAAUUCUAGCAAAAGUAAAAGAAGAAGAAGAAGAAUCGUUAGUGCCCACUGAUCUGUUCAAGGACAAACCUGCUGUUGGAACUCAUGCAUUUUCUGUAAACAUGAAGUUGGAAGCUAUUAAUCCAAAAGCUCCUUUUGCCAUAUCACCUGCUACAGUUACAAAGGUAUUGGAUGAUAAAUAUUUCUUAAUAGAAAUAGAUGAUUUGAGACCAGAUUGUACCACAAGUCAGCCUUUUAUUUGUCAUGUCAACAGUGCUGGACUUUUCCCUGUACAGUGGAGUCUGAAAAAUGGCUUACAUCUCAACCCUCCACCUGGUUAUCCAGGUCAAGACUUUGACUGGGCAGAUUAUCUUAAGCAAUGCGGAGCUGAAGCUGCUCCCCAAAGCUGUUUUCCUCUGUUAAAUUCUGAGCAUGGUUUUAAGGAGAACAUGAAACUUGAGGCUGUGAAUUCAGAAAACCCAGAAGAAAUCUGUGUGGCUACUAUUACAAAGGUGAAGGAUUCCUAUCUCUGGCUACAGCUGGAAAGUUCUAAAAUUCCAGUCCCUGAAUUUAUAGUGAGUGUGGAAUCUAUGAAUAUAUUUCCAGUUGGUUGGUGUGAAACUAAUGGAUACCAGCUUAGACCUCCUCGCAGAGUAGUAGUGAGUAAGGAAAAGAAAAUUGCAGUUGUUCAACCAGAGAAACAGAUAUUAUCUUCAAGGACCGUCAGUGAAGGAUUAAAGACCCAGGAACUGAACUCAACUGACACUAUUAUAACAAAUGGUAAAUACUGUUGCCCAAAGAUCUACUUUAAUCACCGAUGCUUCUCAGGACCUUAUCUUAACAAAGGGAGAAUUGCAGAACUCCCACAAUCUGUAGGACCUGGGAAUUGCGUCCUUGUUCUUAAAGAGGUUCUCUCUUUGUUGAUCAACGCUGCUUAUAAACCUAGCCGUGUUCUUAGAGAAAUACAACUAGAUGAAGAACCUUCGUGGCAUGGAUAUGGAGAGACUUUGAAAGCAAAAUACAAAGGAAAGAGCUACCGAGCUACAGUGGAAGUGGUAAGAACAGCUGAUCGAGUUGCAGACUUCUGCAGGCAGACCUGCAUCAAACUGGAAUGUUGUCCAAAUCUAUUUGGCCCCCAAAUGGUGCUAGACAAAUGUUCUGAGAACUGCUCUGUUCUAACAAAAACCAAAUACACCCAUUAUUAUGGAAAGCGGAGAAACAAAAGGAUUGGCCGACCACCUAGUAUCCACAGCAGCAUUGAGGCAAGCAUGAAAAAAGCAAACAGGAAAAGAAAAAAACGGAAAAACUUCUUUGUUCAUAAGAAGAAGCGAUCUUCCACCUCUGUAGAUAACACACCAGUGGGAUCACCCCAAGGAAGUGGUGGUGAAGAUGAGGAUGAUCAGGAUGAGAUAGACGAGGAGUCUCUUACCGAAGACAGUACCUCUGAACAUCAGGAGGAACUGCUUGAGGAGUCUGAAGUGUCAGAGAAGAAAUCACAGUCAUCUUCCCCAACACAGAGUGAGCAGUCUCAUUUUGGGGCUCCAGACCGGGACAAACGGAAAAGAAAACUACGGACUUUUUCUUUCUCAGAUGAUGAAAAUAAGCCACCUUCACCAAAGGAAAUAAAGAUAGAAGUUGAUGAAAAAUUACAGCUGGACAGCAAUCCUCUGGAAUGGAGUGUAGCAGAUGUUGUGCGGUUCCUUAAAUCUACAGAUUGUGCACCAUUAGCUAGAAUAUUUCUGGAUCAGGAAAUAGAUGGGCAGGCACUUCUCUUGCUCACUCUUCCCACGGUUCAGGAGUGCAUGGACUUGAAACUUGGCCCAGCCAUUAAACUUUGCCAUCACAUUGAAAGGGUUAAAUUUGCCUUCUACCAGCAGUUUGCCAACUAAAACAGGAGGAAGAUAAGAGGAACCUGAAACUUUGAAGCACAAUUACAGUAACCUGCUUUUCUUUCAGCAGGAAGAACCAAGAAGGGAUAGAUGGAAACUGCUUAUGAACUGGCUUUACAGUUUUGCACUUUGAGUGGGGAAAAUACUUGGAGCAAAAUAUUAAUGCAAUCCUAACUAUCUUUGCAGCUGUCUUUUGGCUUAAAAAAGUAGUACUUACUCAUUCUGUACAUCAGGGCUUUUUUAUGAAUAAAAGAUGAUUUAAAUAUCUUUCACGAGGAGAAAAAAAAAAUCCUCCAGGUGUGGUAUGGACAGAAUUUACAGCAUGCGGAAAGGAAUGCAGAAAAUGAGCAUCUCUUUGCUGCUUGCUGAAUGACCGUCCUCUUUUUUUUUUUUUUUCCUUCAGUCUUGAAGAUAAUUUAAAUAAGUAGACUAGCUGUUUGCCAAGAUACGUGGUGUGGCCAAAAGCUUAAAAGUGAAACUGCAGCUUCUUUCUGACCUUUAUUUUAGAGCCUGCUCUCUACCUCUAAAACCAAAAAAGGCUACAAGGCAAGUUAAAGAAUGAUCCAGCUAUUGACUUUUCUGUAUUUAAAUUAUGAAUGCCCCUCUUUUUCUACUGUCCUGACAGAAUCAUAGCCUUUAGCAGCUACCAGAUAGUCACAGACUGAAGAAGUAGCAUUCUUUAUUAUGGAGAAAUACUGAUAGUGGAGAUUGUGCCUGUCAUGUUGCAGAUAAAAGUAGAGAUGGAAAACUUAGAAAUUGUGGAUAUUAAAAUAUGCUAUGUGCUAUGGAUAAGCUAAAGUUGCACAGAAAUAUUGCCACACACCAGAAAUAUUUUUUAGAAAAUAUGUACUGUUUAGGGAAAAUUACAUGGUCUUAUUAUUAUUUGCUGAAAAAAACUGAACUAGCAUCCUUAGAAGAAUGAAUUGAAACGCAGAGCUCCUUCCAGUUCUCAAAUAACUAAAUUUCUUCACUUAUUUGUUGCAGGUUUGUAAAUGCACCCAAAGGAUUUUCUUAAAAGUAUAUACAGAAGAAAAAUUGUGGCAUAGUUUGCAUGCUAUACAUACAUAUUAGGAGAUGAGUUUGGUUUGUUUAACAUACAGAGAAGUCAGCUGAAUUCAUCAGCUUAAUAUGCUGAUCUAAUACAAAGAGCUACUACCCACAACUUCAGGAACAAACUAAGUUUUAUGGAAGCUAGAAGGACCAGAGCAGUUUCUGCAUUUCUACCCAUUACAAACAUAAAUUGUGACUUCAGCCAUUGAGUAUUCAAGUUAGAUCAAAGCAUUGGUGACUUGCUGGAGUCAUGUUGCAGGGCAUAUUGAAUACUUUUAGGAAGAGACAGAAUGUGGUAUCUUGAAAGAAAUUUCUUCAUAACUUAUUUAAGUAUAUGGAAUCCUAAAGUAGAGAUAGAAUGAUUUCAUGCUUCAGGUUUCAGUCAAAGUAGGUUUAAUACAUGAAAUGUUAUGUAACUGGACAUGUGGGCCAAGUUUGCAAUUAGAUUUUGUACAUUGAAAUUAGUGCUAUUCAGAUACUCCAUUAUUUGUAAGAACAUGCAUGUGUGUGAAAGUAUAAAUGCCUGUUUGGCAUCAGAAAGAAUAUUGGGGUUUUUUGUAAAAAAAAAAAAAUCAGGCUCAAUAUAAUUCUUGUUUUAUUUAAUUAGCUCCAAUUGGAAUACGUUCAUGUGUUAAAACUUGUAUGUUUAAGAUUUUCAGGGUUUUUCAAGUAAAGCUUUCAUAUGCCAUAUAUUGCUGUGAGUAAUACUUUGAAUGCCAGUAAAAUAGAUGCUGGCUUAUUUAGGUUAUAUUUAUAGGCUGACAUUCCAGUCUUGU
Messenger RNA from Notechis scutatus (mainland tiger snake), 4708 nucleotides. It is a transcript of the gene SFMBT1, whose product is annotated as Scm like with four mbt domains 1. Gene Ontology annotation, cellular component: nucleus. Gene Ontology annotation, molecular function: transcription corepressor activity; chromatin binding; histone binding. Lineage: Eukaryota; Metazoa; Chordata; Lepidosauria; Squamata; Elapidae. The record is from RefSeq and is a predicted model, not a curated record. Gene Ontology annotation, biological process: negative regulation of DNA-templated transcription.